AUGUACAAGUUAUUUGUAACAAAUGAACAUCUUAUACUUAAGAAGGAGACACUACAUGACAGUGCAUUGGCCAUAAGCAGGACUGACUCAUCAUCGAUGACCAUCAUGUCCAAGGCCGAUGUGUUAAAGUCAAAGUUUGUAGAACCUCCUCGUGCCUUUCACUGCUGUCUAGGUCUAUUCACCGUCAACCGAGAACCAUACUUGGUAGUUGUUGAGGAUGCAUCGAUUAUUGGAUCAGUAUUCCUACCUGGUUCGACAGAGCAGAAUGUUAUAAUGAAGAUCAAUAAGACAGACUUUGUAAGCUUUAGAUCGGGCAAGGGAGUUCAUCCAAUCGAGUUGCAGGAGGAACGACCUUACACGCACGUGAUGAACCUGCUCAACACGGGCGACUUCUACUGGGUCAAGUGGCCGCAAAACCACUUCUACGACAUCACGCGAUCCUUCCAGGACCAGGUGUGCGACCCGCGCUCCGACAUCCCCUUCUGGGAACGCAUGGACAAGCGAUUCUACUGGAACAAGUUCCUGCAGAAGGACUUUAUCGCGUACAGGCUGAUGGACUGGUGCUUCCCCAUCAUCCAGGGCUACGUCACCUCGACGCCACUCGGCGACAUUGGCGGACGAUCAGUCGACUACAUCAUGGUGUCGCGUCGCUCACGUUUCCGCGCGGGCACGCGCUUCAACACGCGAGGCAUCGACGACGAUGGCAACGUGGCCAACUUUGUCGAGACGGAGCAGAUCAUCAACGUCAAGAACUUUGGUACGCUCUCCUUCCUGCAGCUACGCGGCAGUGUGCCCGUCUUUUGGAACCAGUCAUCGCCACAGUUCUCAGACUUUAAGAUCAACAUGUCCAAUCUCUCCAAGAUUGGCAAGAUCAGCAAGAAGAAGAUCUCUGUGCUCAGGACGACGCAGGCAACCACGCCCGCCUUCCAAGCACACAUCAAGGAGAUGCUGUCCAAAUAUGGCAACAUAGUGAUCAUUAACCUGCUCAGCAAGCUGAAGCAGGGCGAGGCCGACCUCGUCAAGGCGUACGAGGAGCAGCUCGACAUCCUGAACGCAGACACCGUGACCUACAUUGCCUACGACCUCAACGAGCAGCUCAAGGGCAAUCGCAUGGAUUCGCUCGAUCGUGUGAUCGACGACAUUAACCGAAGUGGCAACGUGGGCUACUUCUUUGUGACGAACCAGCGAGUGGUCACCAGCCGACAGAACGGCACAGUGCGCACCAACUGCAAGGACUGUCUGGACAGGACCAACAUCGUGCAGGCACGAGUCGCCUGGAAGUUGUUGGAGCAUCAUCUCUGGAGCCUCAAGGCAAUGGACCAGCAUCACAGUCUCUCAAACUAUACAUACAUUGCACAGCACCUCAAGACGAUCUGGGCAGACAAUGGUGAUGCGUUGUCAAUGCAGUACGCCGGCAGUGGCAGUCUCAAGUCAACACUGACGCGAGAGGGUGACUACGGCUUCAAGGGUAUGCUGGCCGAUGGCAAAAAGACCGCGCUCAGGUUCUACGUCAACAACUUUAAGGACACAGGUCGCCAGGAGGUGCUGGACCAGUUCCUUGGACUCAACGUCCAAAAGACAGGCACAGAGUCGUCGCACGACGAUCGCAUCAGAAGGCAAGUGCAGGAGCGCAAGGAUGAGUACUCCCAAAAGGAGUACAGGAACGUAUUCAUUGGCACGUACAAUGUCGGUGGUGUGCCCUCUGGCCAGUUCGUCCUCGACGACUGGCUGACACCGCCAUCGCCCUACCAGUCGCCCGACAUCUACAUCCUUGGUAUCCAAGAGGUGGUCGAACUCACAGCCCAACAGAUCAUCGCCACGGACUCACAGAUCAAACAAUGGGAGGACACAAUCAUGCGCAGUCUCGAGAAGAUCAAUCCCAAAGUUCGCUACGUUCAGUUGCAAUCCAAUCAGCUGGUGGGUCUGCUCAUGUGCAUCUAUGUGCGCGAAGAGCAAGUGCACCUGUACCGUGAGGUGCAGGCCAAGAUCAUCAAGGUCGGACUGCAAGGCCUGGCUGGCAACAAGGGAGGCAUCGGUGUGCGCCUAAUGUACUGCGAUACUUCGUUCACCUUUGUCACUGCGCACUUUGCCGCCGGUCAUGGCAACGUGGAGGACCGUGUGUCGGACUACCACGACAUUAACAACCAGGCACGAUUCGGCAGCAAGAGCCAGCACACGAUCGAGGACAGCGACUACUCGUUCUGGUUCGGCGACUUCAACUUUAGGAUCAAUCUGCCCGACGACGAGAUCAAACGAAUGGUGCGCUCAGACAACCUGACAUCUCUCUACGAUCACGACCAGCUCAAGCAGUGCCUCGAGGCCAAGUCCGUCUUUGUCGGAUAUCGCGAGGAGCAGAUCACAUUCGCCCCGACCUACAAGUACGACUUCAACUCGACUGUCUAUGACACCAGUCCCAAGCAACGAGCUCCCGCCUGGACCGACCGUGUGCUUUGGCGCAAUAAGCCCAACCACGACAUCCGUCCACUUCACUACAGCCGCAAGGAGUUGUUGACGUCGGACCAUCGCCCAGUUCGCAUCUAUUUCCAGCUGCAGGUUACCAAGGUGGACAAGGAGAAGGAGCGACAGUUGAGACAUCAGCUCUAUUCCGACUCAAUGAACAAAGACGGCGCCAAUCUCUCCAAGUCGGUGGUACCCGCGCAGCCCCAACCAAAGACUCUACAGCCACCCAUGAUUCAAACGCAGUCUGCGCCAACAAUCACCGCCUCUUCGUCCGGUGGUUCAAACACGCGGCCCUUGAGUGGUGGCGCUCGGCCACUGCCAUCAGUGCCCUCACAGCAGCAACAGCAGCAACAGCAGAUCAUGCAAGAGGUUGUGACAACCAGGCGAAUGACUGGUGGCGAUUCGUUGCCACAUCCAUUGACCCCAACCAAGCCCAUGACGGCGGGACAACUGUUGGAUCAGCCUGUGAUCCUGGAGAAGCGAUACCCAUCACCCAUUGACGCACCUCUCGAGCCCUCUCGCUCUGGCUCGGCCUCCCCAUUCCAACCAAUCCAGCCCAAUCUAAGCAACAAUGUAACGCCAUCCACACGCUCACCAAUGGGCAGUGGCAACCAACAACAGUUGGCACAGGCAAUACAAAGGCAGCAACAGCAGCAGCAACAACAGCAACAGCAACAGCAACAGCAACAGGCAAUGUCCGAUGAUAUGUUUGCCCAGAUACAGCUGUUCCACGAUGCUCCAACACAUGCCAUCCAGCCAUAUCAACCAAUCACAGUGACACAACCACAACCAACAUAUGAUACGCCUCCUCCGCUUGCCUAUCCACAGGAAUUGGUACCAUUCCCACAAUCACAACAACAGCAGCAACAACAACAAAUGUAUCAGCAGCAACAACAACAGCAGCAGCAACAGCCACCACCACAGAUGUACCAUUCACAACCAACAAUGUAUCAACCACCCAUGGAGCUACUGCAACCAAUACCCAACGCAACGACUUUUAUACCACCAAUCAAUCCAGCUUACUACAAUGCCCAGCCAGUGUCCUCAUCAUAUCCACCACCAAUCGACCCAAUCAAUCUUAAUCCAAACGCUGCUCACAACAUGCAUUUGAUCAAUGGUAUGCAGCAAAUGCAGAUACAGCCACAGUCCUACACGCUCCCUCCACCCACAACGUCUGGCUCUGGCCGGAUGAUAACCAACAAUCUAUAUCAACAACAACAACAGCAGCAGCAACAACAACAAUACCAACAACAGCAACAGUACCAACAACAACAACAAUAUCAGCAACAACAACAACAAUACCAGCAACAGUACCAGGGUGGCGGAGGUAAUUCCUUGAUCUAA
Acytostelium subglobosum LB1 is the source of this 3804-nucleotide messenger RNA. RefSeq lists its product as hypothetical. Lineage: Eukaryota; Evosea; Eumycetozoa; Acytosteliales; Acytosteliaceae. The record is from RefSeq and is a predicted model, not a curated record. Gene Ontology annotation, molecular function: phosphatidylinositol-4,5-bisphosphate 5-phosphatase activity. Bases 1 to 3804 code for a protein of 1267 amino acids. The transcript has 2 exons. Gene Ontology annotation, biological process: phosphatidylinositol dephosphorylation.